Camelina sativa (false flax) is the source of this 531-nucleotide messenger RNA. The record is from RefSeq and is a predicted model, not a curated record. NCBI's taxonomy places the organism in Eukaryota, Viridiplantae, Streptophyta, Magnoliopsida, Brassicales, Brassicaceae.
AUGAUUGGAAAGGUGGCGUUCGUUUUGACUACCGGUAUAAACAGUGCGUAUGUGUUGGGAUACUCAGGAACAAUCAUGGUUCCUUUAGGUUGGAUUGGUGGUGUUGUUGGUCUUCUUAUUGCUACUGCUAUCUCUCUCUAUGCAAAUACUCUCAUUGCUAAGCUUCAUGAGUUUGGUGGCAAAAGACACAUUCGUUAUAGAGACCUUGCUGGUUUCAUUUACGGUAGACAGGCUUAUCAUCUUACAUGGAGAUUGCAAUAUGUCAACCUUUUCAUGAUCAAUUGUGGAUUCAUCAUACUAGCUGGUUCUGCCUUGAAGGCUGUUUAUGUGCUUUUCGGGGAUGAUCAUACAAUGAAACUACCUCAUUUUAUAGCCAUUGCUGGUUUGAUUUGUGCUAUUUUCGCAAUUGGGAUUCCUCAUCUAUCAGCUCUUGGAGUCUGGCUUGCAGUUUCAACCAUCCUCAGUCUCAUCUACAUCGUUGUGGCUAUCGUGCUAUCGGUUAGAGAUGGACCAACUGUUGAGGGACACUAA